AUGGCAUUCAACAUCUUUGGCAACGCGACUGAGGAGACAUCUUGGGUGCCCAACCCAACCACCCGAGGAACGUCGAAUAUCCUUCUGCCCUGCCUCAUCACGAUUUCACUCUGCGUCUGGUCGGCUCUGCAUCUCAACAUACAGGGGUACCGUGAUGGUGAAUUCAUCUGGAUGCUCUACCAGACGUGGAGAAAAUCCGGCUGGGUCAUAGUUGGUCUUCUUGCCCCGGAGUUUCUCAUUUACACCGCUUGGUAUCAGCGAUGCGAAGCCAAGCUCUGUGCGACCGCAUUCAACAACACAAUUGGGAUCACCCCUCCUCCCGGGACGUUUAGCAUAGGAGCGAGACUCCGAGAGGGCCUGAAAAAGGCGGUUCCGAAUCAGCAACGCCCUUGGACGAUUGCACAAGGCUUCUACAUUCAGAUGGGAGGGAUUGCCUUUGGUACGAUCGAACAGCAUCCUAUCUCUCUACUCCAGGGCCACGCGGUCUUGGACAGAAAAACUUUUCUCUCCGUUCUCGGUGCCAUCGACCUUCCAGAAGCCAACGCGCCCGAUUUCACCGCCUUCAGAAGUCAACUCGAUAUCUCCGAAGAAGAUCUUGUGGACAAACGGAAAGGUAGCGGUAUUGCCAAGGCCCUAGUCUGUCUCCAGGCCAUCUGGUUCUGCCUCCAAUGCUUCGCUCGCGUGCUCCAACAGUUGCCGCUCUCCCUCCUUGAACUCAACACCUUCGCUCACUCUCUCUGCGCCUUGGUGGUCUACAUCCUUUGGUGGGAAAAGCCGUUGGAUGUUGAGCGGCCUACCUACCUGACAGUUAGUUCAGAGCGCGAGAUAUAUCUAUGGGCCCGCGAGUUUCCCAAUUUUUGUUACCAGUGCUUGGAGAGUAGCGAAAGUACUGUGCGGGAAACGUUCAUUCAACCUAUUCUCUCCUUCUUCAGGACUCGGCGAUAUGGCGUACCUACUGCGGAGCCACGACAGUGGAUUGAGCUCACUGCUGUCGACGAUCAAGCCAUCCCUUCGAGGUAUAGACUCCUCAAUUUGAGAACGUCCGACUCUAGCUGA
This is a messenger RNA of Microdochium trichocladiopsis, 1056 nucleotides long. RefSeq lists its product as uncharacterized. The coding region runs from base 1 to 1056 and encodes 351 amino acids. The transcript has 2 exons. Lineage: Eukaryota; Fungi; Ascomycota; Sordariomycetes; Xylariales; Microdochiaceae. The record is from RefSeq and is a predicted model, not a curated record.